This is a messenger RNA of Dermacentor andersoni, 9201 nucleotides long. It is a transcript of the gene sl, whose product is annotated as small wing phospholipase C gamma 1. Gene Ontology annotation, molecular function: protein binding; phosphatidylinositol-4,5-bisphosphate phospholipase C activity; calcium ion binding. The record is from RefSeq and is a predicted model, not a curated record. Gene Ontology annotation, biological process: phospholipid catabolic process; phosphatidylinositol metabolic process; phosphatidylinositol-mediated signaling. Gene Ontology annotation, cellular component: ruffle membrane. NCBI's taxonomy places the organism in Eukaryota, Metazoa, Arthropoda, Arachnida, Ixodida, Ixodidae.
GCAGCGGCGCGCGAGGAGCUGCGGUUUCCGUGCUCCGAGUGUGGAGAGCCUUCUAUGUGGAGCAGACUAAAACAGCACGGUAACCUGUACGUUAGGUUACUCGUGAAAUAAUUUUCCAAGAUGUAGUGCUUCAGCUGUGUGAAUUUUGUGUCUGGUUAAUCUAGUCGAACUUGAGUGGGAGGAUCCACGAGCGUUCGCGAGAACUUUUGGUGAUGCCAGUGACCAAGCCGGACGCAAAGACUAAUCAAAAUUCAAGGACCGUUGGCCCACCAAGUCGUCAAAAGCUUUUGGAAGAGACAUCUGUUCUUUUUAAACGUAUCGCCGGAGCGUUGUUUGAGCCCUGCUUACUGGUUUGUUCACAAAAGUGCCAUUGGCAGUGAUGGCCUCGUCUGUGCAUCAAAACGGCAGCGUACCUGUUGCCUUGUCGUGCUUGCCCGAGAUUGAACAAAUCAUUCGGAAGUUGGAACAUGGCACGCCACUUAUCAAGUUCUACCAGAAGGGUCGGCCUGAAAAGAGGACUUUCUCGAUCAAGCUGGAAACCCGGCAGGUCAUUUGGUGGCGGCCAGUCACCGGGCGCACAGUGGAAGAAGGAGCGGUUGACCUGCGAGAAGUCAAGGAAAUUCGUCUGGGACGAAACUCAAAGAUAUUUGACCGGUGGCCAGAAGAUGCUAGAAGAUGGGACCCUGCCCAGUGCUUUGUUAUAUUUUAUGGCAGUGCCUUUCGCCUCAAGACAUUGUCUUGUGUCGCUACAUCAGCCAAGGAUUGUGAACAGUGGAUCAAUGGGAUUAGGCACUUGGUCUCUGAUACCUUGUCUGCAUCCUAUCCACUUCAAGUUGAGCGAUGGCUACGUAAGGAAUUUUACGGCAUGCAGAACCCACGAAAUGUGAUAACCCUGAAAGAUCUUAAAGCCUUCUUCCCGAAAGUAAAUUGUAAGCUAUCCACAAACAAAUUGAAAGAGUACUUUCAAGAGGUCGAUACCAACAGGGCUGGUGAAAUUGGCUUCGAAGGUUUUGCAUCCCUGUAUCAUAAUUUGAUGCAUGAUGAGAAGCUGUUCACGGAUUUCUUCAAACCAUAUGCUGAUGAAAACGGGAAAGUCACCGUAAAGGCUUUCCAAAAGUUUCUCAUUCAGGACCAGAAGGACACAGUGUUCGAGGAUGAAAGGGUAGCAAGCAAGUUUAUGCGCGACUAUCUGCAGGACCCUCUGCGGGAUGCCCAGGAGCCAUAUUUCACUGUGCCCGAGUUCCUAGAUUAUUUAUUUUCCAAGCAGAAUGAGUUGUGGGACAGCCAGCACAACCAAGUCAAUCAAGAUAUGACACGACCACUAACCCACUAUUGGGUAGCAUCUUCACAUAACACGUACCUUACGGGAGACCAAGUGAAGAGUGAGUCCUCUGUUGAAGCUUAUGCAAGGUGCCUUGCAAUGAGUUGCCGCUGCAUUGAGUUGGAUUGCUGGGAUGGACCAGACGGCAUGCCUUAUGUGUAUCAUGGCCACACCUUGACAACAAAAAUCAGGUUCAUUGAUGUCAUCAAGACAAUCAAAGACCAUGCAUUUGUUGCAUCUGAGUACCCAGUAAUUUUGUCUAUUGAGAACCACUGCACCUUACCACAACAAAGAAAAAUGGCCAACUUGUUUCAGGAGGUGUUUGGAGAGAUGCUGCUGACUCAGCCAGUAGAACGAGAUGGUGUAAAAAUGCCAUCUCCUGAGCAGCUCAAGUGGAAAAUUAUCAUCAAGCACAAAAAACUUCCUGAAGGAACAGAAGACAGAGUCAUUGUUAACAGAGUUGAUGAAGGUGGCCAAGAAACCGAUGUCAGCAAUGCUGUGAAAAAUGGCAUCCUUUAUCUUGAGGAUCCAGUUGAUAAGGAGUGGCGGGCACAUUUCUUCAUGUUGACACAAAACCGAAUGUACUAUGCUGAAGAACAGCAAAUGCAGGAUGACGAGGAGGAAGGAGAUGGUACAGAGCUGCAACAGCAGCGAGAGGGUGUGCCCAAUGAAGAGCUGCACUUUGGGGAGAAGUGGUUCCAUGGUAAGCUGGCAGGAGGCCGGCUCAAAGCCCAAGAGUUGUUGCAGCAGCAUGCUCACCUGGGGGAUGGGACCUUCCUGGUGCGGGAGAGUGACACCUUUGUCGGCGACUAUUCACUCUCUUUCUGGCGCCAGGGCAAGGUGAACCACUGCAGAAUAAAGUCCAAACAAGAACGAGGCCAAACCAAGUACUACUUGAUUGACACAGUGGCAUUUGACACCCUGUACAGCCUCAUCAGCCACUACCAAACGCACCCACUGCGUAGCCAGGAGUUCUACAUGUACCUAAAUGAGCCUGUACCCCAGCCCAACAAGCAUGAGGGAAAGGAAUGGUACCAUGCGAACAUGACACGUACUCAUGCAGAAGAACUGCUGAAACGAGUGAAGUAUGAUGGUACAUUUCUUGUGCGGCCAAGUGAAAAAGAAGACAACUGCUUUGCUAUAUCCUUUAGGGCAGAGAAUAAGUUGAAGCAUUGUCGUAUCAAGCAAGAAGGCCGCCUUUUUGUCAUCGGUACAGCCCAGUUUGAAAGCCUUGUUGAGCUUGUGAAUUACUAUGAGAAACACCCACUGUAUCGUAAAGUCAAGCUCAAGUACCCUGUGAAUGAAGAUAUUAUUCGGAGAAUUGGAACGGACACUGAUGAUAAUCCGCUAGAGGUCGGAGGACCCGCAGGUACCUACAUGGAUCCAGACAGCUUUUCAGGAGCCUUUCGUGCGACAGUGAAGGCCCUGUAUGACUACAGGGCACAGCGGGAAGAUGAACUCUCAUUUUGCAAGCAUGCCAUCAUCACCAAUGUAGUGCGUCUAGAAGGAGGAUGGUGGCGCGGCAAUUAUGGCGGAAAGCGGCAGCACUGGUUUCCUGCAAACUUUGUGGAGGUGCUUGAAACACAGGAUGCAUCUGACGAUGGGUCUGGAGAUGCAAUGCCCUUAGGUACAUUGCAGAAAGGAAGCAUUGACAUUGCUGGGUGUACAGUAGAUAUUCUACAGAGUUGGCCAGGCAGGGGACGAGAAUGGGUGUUCCGCAUUGUGUCACCGACCCAACUAAUGCCCAUUGAGAUAGCUGCUCCUUCCAGGGAAGAGAUGCAAGAUUGGGUGCUCAAGAUUCGAGAGACUGCUCAGUCUGCCAACGACAUGAUCCAGCAAAGAAGGGAAAUGGAGCGAAGCUUGAGGCUUGCUAAGGAAUUAUCCAAUCUCAUAAUCUACUGCAGAUCUGUGCAGUUCUGUCCUGAAAGGAUUGGGAACUUCACAGAAAUGUCAUCAUUUCCAGAAACGAAAGUUGAGAAAUGGAUGAGUCCUCAGCACUGCUCUUUCUUCCUCAAAUACCACCGACUGCAGUUUAGCCGUGUAUAUCCAAAGGGCAGCCGCAUUGACUCCUCAAACUACGAUCCCGUGCACUUGUGGAACUGUGGCUGUCAAAUGGUGGCUCUCAAUUACCAGACGCCAGACCGACCAAUGCAACUUAACCAAGGCCGGUUCUUGCAGAAUGGGCGGUGUGGAUAUGUACUUCGACCUGAUUUCAUGCAUGAUGAUGGUUUUGACCCGUAUGACAGGACUACGCUGAAGUCUGUUCACCCAGUCACGCUGUCAAUCAGGGUCAUUGCAGCACGUCACCUCAUGAAAUCAGGACGAGGCAUUGUCAGCCCAUUUGUGGAAGUGGAGAUUGUUGGAGCAGAUUAUGACAGCUGUAAAUACAAAACUGGAACAAUGCCGGAUAACGGUUUAAAUCCUGUAUGGAAUGAGGUGUUCAUGUUUGACAUCUGCAAUGCCAGCGUAGCACUUCUACGCUUUGUAGUGCAAGACGAGGACAUGUUUGGUGACCCCAAUUUUCUUGGUCAGGUCACUUACCCUGUAUGCUGCCUAAGAACAGGUUACCGCAGCAUUCCAUUAAAGAAUGAGUACAGUGAAGAGCUUGAGCUGGCAUCUUUACUGGUGCAUCUGGAGACUCAUGCAACAAAGGAGGAAGAUGAGGCGUAUGUGUGCAUUCAGCGCCUGAGAGAUGAAAGCCGUGAGCUGGGUCGAGCUUUAGAGGAAAGUGAACGCCGAGGAGAUGUGCAGCAAGCACAAGCGCUACGCCAACAGCUUUCCACCACCCAGGAACAGCUGCGCACAAAGCGUGAGGAACGGAGGACCACAUUCACUGCACUUAAAUGACAUCGAUGCCAAAGAUUGCAGUUGGAAAGAUCUCAGCCAACGUAAUCUACCAAGCAGACACCUGCAGCGCAUUUAAGGAAUUGAGACCUCUGCCAUCCAGAGCUUGCUGAUAAUAUUCUGUAUAUUUACUUUGUUAAGCUUGACUCUUGAUGUGAUAUUUUACACAUCAAUGCCUUCGAGAAGUUAACUGUGUAGGGGUCAAUUAUGUGUGCUACUCUUGCCAGCCAUUCAGCACAGAUAUUUUGGAGCAUUUCAUUUUUGAGAGCUAUAUGUGUAUAUAUAUAUAAUAUACAAACACUAUUUUCGAAGUUGAAAUGCAUGAACAAAGUGUUGGAUUACUUGACGAGAGGUCACCUCACAAAUAUUCAACUUUUGCCUUUUUUUUUUUAAGUCAUGACUGUUUUUAUUGGUACCAAAUAUUCUUCAGACUGUUGCAUUUUAUACAAGAUUUCUGUAACUGGGAAGCUACCGGUGAGUGUGCCAUGCUUCCUUGUUGCAUAUUUUGUAUGGGUGGAUGUACCUACACCCGUUGCACAUGCAGAAAGGUAUGCGCAGAUUGGUUUCUGAGGAGUUUUAAAAGUACCGACUGGUGCUUGUCCAGCAGUAGAAAAAGUUGCACAUAUUCUUUUGUCUGCUGUUUCACCUAGCAGCAGUCAUCCUAUUGUGACAGCUAUGCUAUAUGUGAAGUGCAGAACAUGUGAGCCUUUAGUACCUGUAUUGCAUGUGCAGAUAGUAACUUGCAUAGCUUUGCAGUAUAUGGCUGAUUUAGGGCAAUCUAGUUUUUUUGUGUAUGGUGAGCUCCUUGAGUGAGAUCGUGCUAGGAAACAGUCAUCCUUUCAAUGUCAGUCAUGUGAACUGUGACAUCUACUGACCAAAAAGAUUUGGAACCUGACAACAUUAGUCCUUCCAUGGUUUGGGAACAAAUGGAGCAUUUUCUUACCACUGAAUUACAAGUGCUGUCUGUAACUCUACUCACGUGGGUAGUCUUUCAGCAUUUGUCUGUGGCCACUUCAAGGAGGGCAAUUUCCUAGGGAAAUGCUUGGGCAUGUGGCUUGAGGCUUCCAUGUAAACAUACUUCUGGUACUUGUAUGUACUUUUUGCAAUGACAGUUCUUGGUGCUUUUUCUUAACUGUAGAAGUUUGGGAAACAUUUGUGUUUUCUUGACAUAUUAUGUGUGUGAGCAUAUUUCUAUGGAUAGUAUGAAUAGCACUUUUCAUUUCUCUACAUUUUGAAAUGCUAUGUAGAAUAUAUUUGUGUCGUUAAUUAAUGUCCCGGAAUUCAGUAUUCAGGACCAAGUACCUACAUAGCAUUCUGAAUAUUAUCCUCCCACUUUCUUCAUCUUAAAGUAUUACUGACAUCAUAACAUAAGCUACUUGUAAUUUCUUUGCAUUAAAUGAAGGUUGAAAUCCUUUAAAAAGCCUAGGAAAAAAUAGCGACAGACACGAUAAAUUCUCACAUAAAUGCAAUUAGCACGAAAGCAAUAUAGCGACACAUCGUGUUGUCACCACAGGCGUACAAAGUGGUAAUCUUGCUGCCAACCACAAUGCCAAAUGAUAUCACGACACAGUAUAUUUUGUAAUCAUAGCACCCCAGUUGAAACUCCAUAGUACCCCUAGUAUUCUGCCUGCAACUUCAUUACAAUGGCUCUCUGCCGAAGUGCCAUGCUCAACGCGGAGGUGCAUAUUGUAGAUGGGGCACCAUCGCUUUAAUAUAUUUAAGGCCACAUACCCUUUCUGUCACCUUGGCACAUUCAUUCUGGGGGUUAGCCAAGAAUGGACACAUACCAAUAUCACACAGGCAGUACCCCAAGUUGUCCAUUCAGGCACUCACCCAAUGGCCCAUGGUGCCUGCUCGGCAAGACAGCACAUACUUAGUGGCCCAAGCUGGUAUUUAACUUGGGUGUCCGGGUGAAAGAGGUUAGAUACAUACCGCAAAGUGGGUAAAGUUCCUAAAGAUUGGCAAUUGCUUUAAUACUGGAGUCAGAGCAGCCUAAAUAAUUUACUGUUGUAUCUAUGAACCAGUUUUGCCUAUGGCCUAUUUUUGCUUACUUUUGUGUGAUACACAUCAGCAAAUUUCUCUCUGUCAUGACUGUCAUGAUAAUGUUUAUGAAACCAAGUCCGGAAACCUUCAUACUUGCUUAAUUGUCAUCCUUUUAUGUGGAUGAAGUAUGUCAUAGAGCUUCUACAAUGUCUAAAAUGUGUGUCAGUACUCCUUUAAGGGCAGAAGUGGGGUGGGGGGCAGAGAAAACAACAAAGGUAAAGGGCAUUGUGUACCGACAUUGACGAGCAUUGAAGAAAAAAAAUGAUUGAAAAGUAUAUUUAAUAAGGCUCACCAUUUUUGAAAAAUGCACAAUAUUUAGCACUGUGCUGCUAUGACUCUGUUGGUCAGUGUUGAUUGUCCUUAAUGUUGCACGGUGCUGUAGUUCACAAUCAUGUUGCUAUGUUUGGUCUAGCACGUAUGUUGCAAUAUAAAAUAUUUAUCAUGUAGGAAUGUCAGAUAAGCACUAAUUGAAGUUCUUUAGUGGCUGCACUAUUUUCUUUUUUCACAUUCUUGUACAUUUUCUCUUCUCAUGAAUCUAGUUUCCAUUACUAAUUGAAAGCUUUAGUUAGUUGCCCUUCCUUGCCAAUUCCUGAUGCCCUUCAGUGUUCAGCAGUUGGCAGCAGUUGUAGCAAAGAAGAUACAUUAGAUGUAUGAACCAAGCUUUUUUUUUUUUAUUGAACAGUGCAGGCUUGAAAUUUAAACAAGUGGGUUUAUUCUUUGUAUUGGUCCAAGUUUCUAGAACUAUACUUGAACCCCAUUCUAGUUCAUACUAAAAUUGUCCCCAUAUCCCCUUAAUACUUACAAUUUUUUUUAUUUUUUUUUUUAGCACGUGCUGAAACUUGAGGCUGACCGCUUAUUAGGGUAUUGUGUUGAUGACGUCUUGAUCUUCAUGUUUGUUGGGUAGUCCUGGGCUACCUUGUCUAGAGGUCACACAAACCAUAAAAACAGUUGAGGAAAUGAGCCAAUAUGGUCACAUUCAUGUCUUGUGCUACCGGUGUAUGUGAAUGCUUUUGUUAUGUGCAUUGCUAAUUAACACUGGAUCAGCACACAUCCAAGAAGGUUUAUGUAAUGUUUACGCCUCAUGAAAUUUGGAAACCUGUGAAAAAAAUAUACUUGGUUAUUGUAUAAAUAUUUAUGGUAAGUGUACUUUGUGAGAUGAUAUACUGGCAUUAAAUCUUGUGACAGCAGGGGCACUCGCCAUGCUCAUUCAAACAGCUGGUUUGAUUGAAGAAAUGUCUGUGUGAUGUGCAAUCUAAUUUCACUAGUGGAAUACCUAAUCUUCUUGUUUGUACAGUAUUGCAUUUUGUCAGACAAGAUUGUGUGACAUUUGUGUGGAGCAGCUAACCGUCUCACACUGUUACUUUCAUUAACUGGCUGUUGAAGCUUUGUGCCAUUACUACUUUCCUAUUGUUGCUUCCUUUGUCUUUUACAGAUGUUUGUUGUGUAGAUGAUUUGUUGCAAGAGCACAGAAGGCUAUAAACCAUUGGGCAAAUUUAACAGUUUUGAAGAAUAAAUAUCAGCUAUGGCAUGCAUAUAGUUUUCUAGGGUUGCGUGAAUGUUUAUAUCUUGCACAUAAUAAAACACUGCUGAGUAUGGCGGUAAUGCUUUGAGUGGCACUUAUAUAAGUAUCAGGGGUAAAGAAAAAAAAUUUCAACACUGGAUUUUCUUUUACACAAUAUUUAUGCAUGUGGAACAAUGCAUGUAACAUGAAAAAACAGAAUGGCUCCAGCCAUGCUUUAUUUUGAUAAUGGUAAGGUAAAUCACAGGAUGAUUGUGCAAGUUUGACUGAGGCAUGGUCUAGAUAAUGCCAUGAAACCUUCCAUAGUGUUGUGUAAUAAAUACGAAGAGUAUUUUCUAAUUUCCUGCAUAAAUGAUUGGGUACCAUUUCACAAAUGAUGCAGUUCAUUGUGGCUAAAGUGGUCCCAACAAGACAGAGGUUCACAGGAAGAUGGAGACUAAGUUAUCAGCAUUGGUCGAACAAAGGCAUCUCACACUAUAGCCAACAUUUUGACGAAGGGACAACUCCCAAUGUUGGCUCUACCCUGUCAAGUCCCUUGCAUACCUGCCAACCUGUGAACUUCAAAAUUUGUAAAAAAUAUCACAGACAUGCUUAACAAAUGGGGGGAGUGGGGGGGGGGGGCAGCAUGCAUUUUUUUAAUCAUUUAACCUGAGAACAUGUUUUGUGGGACACAUACUCGCUGUAUUAACAAUGUCUUCCCCCUAGAUGCACAACACACAAGCAGCAGCAAACUUUGAACAGCAGAGUGUGACAAGCAACACAUUGUUUUUACAUCGCAGUGACUUUUUUUGGUGACCCUACUGUUGCCAAUUUCACCUGCUUUGGGAACUUGUCAGAAUAAACUUGCUGAAAGCAAGUACCCCUCUAAUGUCCUUUCACCAACUUCCAAGAGUAUGGUUGAAGACCAACUAGCAAAAGUCUUUUGCAAAUGUAGUCCGUUUUUUGUAAACCUGACGCAACAUUAGUAAAAUUGAACAAGCCCAAAUUUGUAAGCUUGAUAAAAAAUUCGGAAGAGUAAGCAGGCAUGCCCUUGUUUGACCACUGUUGUCCCUAGCCCAGUUUAAGAACAUGAAGUUUUUUAGAACAUCUAGUUUCUGUGGUAUUGGAGCACACUAUUGUUGGCAGAUUCAACACCACUAGCAGGCUUUUUGAUCAUUCUGCAUUCUGUUGCAGCAGGCUACACAGUCUUGAAACACACAUUACGUAUGCUAAAUAUGCCUGUUUAAAUACAGGCCUAUAGAAUACAUGCCUAUUACAUUGUUGCAAUUCACGCAACCCGAACUGUCUCUGAUGCUUGUGUCGCUACUUCUAUUUCAUUGCAUUUAAAUUUUCAAUACUUGCCCAUCUUGUGACCCAUUAAUACCACUUAAUUUUUAAUUUAUGUCAUCCUAGAUAUUUAUUUGCACUUGUUACUACAUAGCAAACCAUUUAUAGUAUGUGUUGUAGUGAAAUAAAAUGAUCAGUACUGUGUCAA